AUGCCGUCGACGGAGUCUCUGGAAUCCAGGGCAACCCGUCCGCUCCGCCACGGAAGCACCGCAGCCACGCCGGGGCCGGGGCUGGGGGUGACGACCCGGUCGAGGGCGCGCGCGCAGCAGGAAUCCCAAUCCCAAUAUGCCGCAAGGGCCAAGCUCCGCGAGGCGGAUGGGUGCAAGAAGAGGGCCAAGCUUGAUGGGACCAGCCAGCCGGAGAGCUCCAAGAAAGGGAAACCGUCCUCGACUACAGCCAAGAUAGUCAAAGUUCGGGUUGGGGGGACGAGGAUGAUGAUGGCUCUUCCUCUGCGUUCAGCUCUCCAAUUCGCGUGCCCGUGCCUGAAGAUUACAUGCCUUCAAACGGCGACAAUGGAGUUGCCCACGCUUUUUGAAGAUAUGCCUCCAAGUUGUCUGGUUGAUGAUCCAACGCUUCUUCACAUCCGUGAACCUGCAAGGAAGACGGUGCUUCGUGCUGCUCAAUUCGUUGUUGGGGUUUCAUCCUCGAUAGAUGGUGAGCCGCUAGCGCGGUGCUCUGGUUUCUGGAUUGAUUUUGAUAAUGAGAACAAAACCGGUACUGUUGUGACGACUGCACUUGUGAUUCGCACAAGGCACACAUCCAAAGGUGCUUGGCAUUGCAAAGAUCAGUAUGCUUGUGAUGCUAAGGUUUAUGUUGACUUGCGGGGUUACAAGGGUUACAUCAUGGCAGAGGGCCGCCUGCUCUACUACCAGAAGCACUAUAAUCUUGCUUUCUUCAGGGUGAGAGUGGAUUCAUCUGUUCAGUUACCCUCUUUUAGUGAUAAAGUGAAAAGUGCUCAAGACAUUUUUGAGCUUGGAAGAGAUGACUGUUUCAAUCUACUCAUAAAUCAUGGUAGAGUGGAAUAUUCAAAUCCAUCCAGGGAUGAGCGGUAUCACCACAUGUACAUUCAAGGUCCACAACGAGAUUGUAUGCAUGAUCUAGGAGGUCCUGUUAUUGACUUAGAUGGGAAGGUUGUGGGAAUGAUCGGCAGUUGUUCAGGAGGGCACAUACCUCGACCCCACCUUAGAUUGAAAUUUAAUGCCAUCAGCCUUUUAAACCCUGCUCAUGUUGAGCAUAUAUUGGUCGAGUGUGAGAUUGAUGAAGGUCUUAUUGUUACGGAGGUGUGUGAGGACUCUCCUGCCGAAAAAUGUGGAAUUCGAAACGGGGAUGUUAUUGAAUGUCUCAAUGGAAAACGCGUUUCUACUACUGUGGAGUUGGAAAACAUGUUGCUGAGCAUAAUGGAGAACAUUGGAGAUAACAUUAAUUCUGAUCUGGAUUUGGAGAUUCAGGUAUACUUCACGCGUACAGAACUUCGGAGAAUCAAAGUACUAACGGUGAAUGUAUCUGAAGACGGUGAAUAUUGUGAACCAUAUUAUGCAACACGUAUGCAUUUUGUCUCAGCCAAGUCUUAUUUAAAGAUGACCUAUAUUGUAUGUUCCAUGUUUCAAGUACAUCUUUGUCAUUAA
Molecule: messenger RNA, 1476 nt
Organism: Triticum turgidum subsp. durum (durum wheat)
Lineage: Eukaryota; Viridiplantae; Streptophyta; Magnoliopsida; Poales; Poaceae
Source: the annotation of a GenBank genome assembly